This is a messenger RNA of Hemibagrus wyckioides, 4788 nucleotides long. It is a transcript of the gene hps3, whose product is annotated as HPS3 biogenesis of lysosomal organelles complex 2 subunit 1. The transcript is spliced from 18 exons. Gene Ontology annotation, biological process: organelle organization. Lineage: Eukaryota; Metazoa; Chordata; Actinopteri; Siluriformes; Bagridae. The record is from RefSeq and is a predicted model, not a curated record. Gene Ontology annotation, cellular component: cytoplasm. The coding region runs from base 503 to 3628 and encodes 1041 amino acids.
CAUGUUGCCCCGCCCAGACCCUGGCGGAAGUAAGAAAGUGACAGAAAUGAUAUUUAGCUGAUUUACUUCCAUAAGCGUGAUCUCUACACACACCAGGAGCUUCUGCUGCUUUUAUUCCCUCACUGCUUUUCUUUGGCAAACAAAAGACACACAUGAAGCGGAUAAACUGAGGUUUUUUUGUUUGUUUUCUGCUGGAUCAUAUCACACGACGGCUCAGCAUGUGAUACUGGACUGUACUGGACUAAAGGGAGAUUAGAUUAAACCUGCAAGAAACGGUUCCCUUUAAACCAUGCAUGCUGCCGAAAUGGUCAGUGUGUAGAACUGAAAUGGUCAGUGUGUAGAACUGAAAUGGUCAGUGUGUAGAACUGAAAUGGUCCGUGUGUAGAACUGAAAUGGUCAGUGUGUAGAACUGAAAUGGUCAGUGUGUAGAACUGAAAUGGUCAGUGUGUAGAACUGAAAUGGUCAGUGUGUAGAACUGAAAUGGUCCGUGUGUAGAACUGAAAUGGUCCGUGUGUAUAACUGCCACCCAUUCGCGGCCCAGCGGAUCGUCCCUGCGACCCAGGAGCCCGGGCUGGUGUGCUGCGGCGGCGGAGCGCUGUUCCUGGUCUCCGCUGGAGGAUGUAAGGUCGAGGUGUUCCACACACAGCAGGAGGAAUGUCCACUCAUCUGUCGCUUCUCCACCAUGGGCAUAGUGCACAGUAUCGUGUACAGUCAGAUCGGGGAUUACCUGGUCACCAUUGAGGAGAAGAAUGGUGCCACCUACCUGAGGGCCUACACCAACUGGCGCUAUCAAGCAGCUGAGAAGAAGCGUGUAGGCGUUCGCUUGCUCGGGCACCUCAUGCGCGGCCAGGCUCUCCAUGGCACCCCCAAGGAACAGAUGGAGAUCGUGGAGAUACCUUUGUCUGAGACACCGCUCUGCACUGCCUGCUGCUCCAUCACAGGUGCCCUGCUGGUGGCCUGUGCAAAGAGCCUGGUGCUGUUUAGUCUGAAGCGGCAGUCACUUAACGAUCAACUCGACGCCCUCGACUUCGAGAGGCUCCUCAUCCUGUACGUUUCUGGUUGGAGCCCGUCACAGGUGGCUCUCUGUGGUGGGUACGUGGCCAUGCAGACAGAGCUGGAGGUGCUGGUGGUGAAGCUGGAGAACCUGGAAAAGAUAUGUGCAUCUGACGAAGAGCAUAUGCAGCUGCGUGGAGAUGUUAUGGCUGCAGCUGGUGUUACUGACGCUGAUGGUAAAAAGGAGCCACAGAGUCCCUUCGAGUCUGACGACUACUUUGUGUUCCCGAAGCAUCUGGAGAUGCUGGGAGAUAAGGCAAAGGAUUGUGGAGUGUCCCUGACUUUAGAGUGGACUGGGAUGGACACAGAGGCAAACGACAACAUGGGAGUUACCUACAUCUUGUACAGGAGGUUUGCCCCAGAUUUCUUCCAGGGCUGCACUGUGGAGGAGACACGCUUACACUCCCUCCAGCUCCACCCCAUGUACACUGGUAAUCCGGAUGUAAGCAGUGAUGCUGAAAACAGUGAUCCUGCCUGUAUGUUCUGUUUCUUUUCUCUACCAAAUGCUGGUUACAUGUACAGCCUGAAGAACACCGUAGAGCUCAUUUCCGCCUACCAGUACCCAGAGAAGGCCCAUCAGGCUCUGCUGUGCAACGAGUUUCUUCAUGUUAUCACACAAAAUGCUCUGCAGUGUUUCUCUGUAAGAUGUAGCGCCGUGGCUGCUCGGGUCGAGGAUCCCUACAUCGACACCACCAUGAAGGCCUGUCCUCCUUUCACUAUGGAGGUUUCUGCCCUCCGUAUCCAGCUCUUCAUCGGCCUCAAGUCUCUGUGUCAUGACGGGAAUCAUAUUGUUCUGCUCACAGCUGCUGACAUUGAAACCAAAGAAGAGACAGAGCGAGCAACUAGAAGAUCUAUCAAAUCAAAAGAGCAGAACUCAAUGGCAGGGAUUUUCCUAGCAGUAGGUAUAAAUCCAACCACCAGCCCUGCUCUGGAGAGCUUCCUGUCCAGGUCCUUCCUAUCCAAGAAAACCUCGGUGUCUAAGCUAAAGGAGCCCAGUGAGAGUGGUCAUGGCUGGAACCUGUACGUGAUAAGCACCGUGUCCACACUGCAGCUCUACAGAGAGAUGGUGGAGUACAGUAAACGUUACGAGCAGACCAGCCCGCUGUCCCAGAACUAUGUCCAUCUGCUUAGUGAAGCUCACCUGCUGCUGAGAGCCAGUCUGCUCUGCUCUCCAAACACAGACAGAGCCAAGAUCCAGGAAGCUUUUCAGGAGAGCUGUGCUCACCUGGGAGACUGCUUCAGCAGGCUGGAGAAGCGGGAUUGUCACUUGGCUCUUCCAUACUACAAAAUGUCUGGCCUGUCUGUGACGGAGGUCAUCCAGAGGAACGUUGCCGUAUGCAGGGGUCCUGCUCCAGAUUAUGGGAAUGGCUUUCUUUUCUUCCUGAAGCACUCUCUCUAUGAGGAAACCAUGGAAGAGCUCAGUGAAGAAACCGCUAACACCGUGUUGGAGAUCUUCAGUAAGGCCGAGCCGGGCCAGCUCCCGUACGUGGUGAGCAGCUCGUUCAUGAAGAACGCCAAUCCUGUCUGUGUACGUGUACAUCUGGAACACCUGGAGCUCAGUGGCGCCCCAUCGGUCACAGUCUCGCUCUGUAAGGCAGCUCAGGCGCUGCGUUUAGGAGACCUGCACUACUACCAACAGCAGAUGGAUCGGCAUGCGGAGAUGCUGCAGGUGUACGGCUUCAUAGAGGAACCCAAGCUUCUUGUGCAUCGCAGAGGGAAAGCCAUGGUUCCCACUGAGCUAGCACGGCACCUGCGGGACACUCAGGACGGCCUGCUGGUGGCCGCCGUCGUGGCUCUUCAUGAGAACAGCAAGGUCAAACUGGAGGAGGCUGAACUCUUCUUUCAGGAGUUGUGCAAGGACAGUGCAGAGUCUCAGAGCAUUCCUCAGCUGUUGGUGGAUUUCUGGGAGGCUCUUCUGGUGGCUUCAUCUCAGGAAUCAAUCGUCCAGGAGCUUUUGUUCCACCUCACAUCUGUAUACAUCGAGCGCAUCAUGUGCAGAGAGCGCUCAGGAAUUAAAGCUCUUAAAACAGCUGAGGACUUGAUCAACUCCUGCUCUCAUUAUGGGUCACUGUUUCCGUGGUUGAACAUUCUGACUCCUGCUCAGUUCAACAUCACACAUGACCACCAAGAAGACCUUCAGAAACUUCAGUCUCUGCUCUGUGGCCCGACACUGGACGUCUCCUCCAUUGUGCCUCUGCUAGAACAGCUACCUGAUGAGGAUAACACUGGCCUUAGCGUGCACAUGCUUUGUGCCACCAAACUGGGUCAGCAUGAGAACGCCAUCGAGAAGCUACUGGACCGCUGCCCUCAUGCCAUCGUCUCCUACGCCAACCAUGAGUUACGUAGGGACAAAAUGGCUUUGUGGUGGCUGAAGCUGUUUCCUGAGCUUUGUGAGAGGAUACGUCUUUCAUCAGGAGAUAAUGGUGUUCUACUCACCGCUCUCAAAGAGACUCUGGCGGUGGUGGCCAUGGAGCUGAACCCUGUAGAGUUUUUGAACUUGAUACCAGACGAUGGCACUGCACACUUCUUCUUAGCUCAUCUUCUGAAAUGUAGCCAGAAGCAUCUCCUUACAUGAAUUGCAGGACAUUACUCCAUUCCACUCCUGAUUGUACAAUCAUAUAAGCUAAUACAGGAAUAUAAGAUUGUGUGAGAUUUGUGUUAAUCCUAUACCAGAAUAUUAACCAAGUAACAAUAUUAUAGUUCUUUAUUACAGCAUACAGGCAUGCAGGUAGAUGUUACACCCCUCAUAGCACUAAAGAUAAUGUUUAUGAAAGUCUUCUGUGUAGAAUAUGAUUUCAGGACCAACACAACCUGCUUGUGUUAGGAGUUCUCCACUGGCUGGUGAAAGUCAUUUAACUGGAAGUUCUGAGCUGGUUUUAACUGGACAUGAACAAGAGAACUGGACGACAUUAUAAGUGGCUUAAAACGUAUGUAAUAUGUGGUGUUUAAACUUAGCCUAUUAAAGUUUAUUAAGCCUUUGAAAAGAAUACUCAUAUCUACAUUCGUAAAUAGAAGGAAGUUCAUGUACAAGGUGGGAAACAGAAACAUAUCCCACUUGGGCCAUGGAUCACAUGAAUCUCUGGGUCAUAACAGAUUCACGGUCGAAAUAUAGAUCUAAAAUUCAGGAUUUGGGUCAAUAUUCUAAAACCUCAUAUUCAGCACCUAAAUUUACCACUAAAAUAGAAAAAUUCAGGUCUUGAUAUAAACAUUUCAGCAGCAUUGAUACUGCUUACUCUGAGAACUCAGUAUUAGAUCUAUGCUUUUAAUCUGUGCAGGUUUAUGUACUAAUUUCUCCAAUCCUCAGCUGUUCCACUGGAGACGUUUAGUUCUUUAAGCUAAAUCAGGACAUCAUUAGCAGUAUAUGAUUUGGUUGGUUGCCAUCUUAUGACACAUGGAUGUAAGUAUUUGCACUUUUAGCACUUAUAUGUUUCUUUAUCUGUUGGGUGCUGAUAUCUAAAAUAUACUUACUAUGUCUUCUUUUUCUUUUUAUCUUUUUUUUUUUUUUAAUUAAAUUAUGUGAAAUGUCACAGUGUGUCAGUGUAUUAUAAAGUUCAAUAAAUCUUCACUAUGUCUAACUGUUCCUGUUUCUCACUCUUGGGUUUCUUGUCUCUUUAUUAGUUCUCUGUGAGCAGACAGAAAGCUGUGUCCAGUAACAGAGCAGCAUUUGGGGAAUAGAAAGAAAAGUAACUUUGAAUUAGAGACGAAACUUUGAAGGAUAGAAAGAAAAAGAGUGAG